Molecule: messenger RNA, 287 nt
Organism: Paraglomus occultum
Lineage: Eukaryota; Fungi; Glomeromycota; Glomeromycetes; Paraglomerales; Paraglomeraceae
Source: the annotation of a GenBank genome assembly
CAGAUCUAAGAAACAAGUUUCGUGCUCUGGUCGCGGCAUCAGAAUAUUGGGACAAGCGGGAUUGCAGUUUGGAAAUUAAUGAUACAAGAGAAUCAUCUUUAUUAUUACAAGCUUCAAUGACAGCUCCUAAUGUUAAAAUAGCCGACAAACUUAAAAACGAAAUCCGUGAGAAACUGGUCGAGUACAUUUUAACUACAUAUCCAGAAUACUUAUCGGGAGCGAAGAUAAGGGAACCUAAAUUAGUACCCAAGAUGAGUGAACCCGUGUUGCCGAUAAAGAGUGGAUAG